Molecule: messenger RNA, 2825 nt
Organism: Brienomyrus brachyistius
Lineage: Eukaryota; Metazoa; Chordata; Actinopteri; Osteoglossiformes; Mormyridae
Product: SHC-transforming protein 4-like
Exons: 12
Coding region: 258-1937 (559 amino acids)
Biological process (GO): intracellular signal transduction; cell surface receptor protein tyrosine kinase signaling pathway
Cellular component (GO): plasma membrane
Molecular function (GO): receptor tyrosine kinase binding
Source: RefSeq, a predicted model, not a curated record
ACACCCUCAAGCACUGUCAGUCAAUUACAGGCAUCGUCUGCUUCAUUCACACGUUUAUCAGCAUGCGCAGUGAGAGAGGAACUCAUUCAUAAAAAAGGAAAAGUUCAUUCAUGAAAAUCGUAGCAUCCUGCGCUUCCACUCGCGAGCUCCGAGUCCAGGACGCUACGUAGCGGAGGGGGAGCAGUCAGCCGGACCCGGGAGGAUGACCGAGGUCAGCGUGUGCGUCUGGCUCCGUCAGUCUCACACAGUCUCCGGCUAUGAGAGAAGGUAACCAGCCCAGGCUCAGGGGAAACGCGCUGCAUGUAGGAUUCUUCGGACAGGCAGACAUGCUGCACCGGAGCAAGUACAGCCGCUUCCGCAACGACUCGGUUACGUCCCUGGAGGACAGCGCGCCCGGUGGUAAAUCGGCCCCUUGCGCUGACCGCGCUCCGCUGCCCUGCCUGGCCCCCCUGCCACCCCCCUUCCACCACUCAGCCUCAUCCCCGGACAAGGAUCCCACCACUCUCUGCACUCUGAUCCCCAAGAUGGCUGCCGUCAAGCUGUCCAACCCAGCAGGCUUGCUUGGCCUCAGGGGACUGGCCCUGUCCUCCAAGCAGACGCCCCGUGGAAAGCUGGGCGCGGACUGCAGCCCCACCAAACCCCACGUCCGCCUGGCCGGGUACCUGCCAGCCUCCUCCCAGCUGACGCCACACCCCGACGACGACAAGGGUCCCUCCUGUUCUGAGGGGCUGCUGUCCGCUGCCAGGACUACAGCGCUUACGGAGUGUCCCAGCCCAGAGGUCCUGAUGACAGGGACGUCGUACAACAUCAAGUAUAUGGGCUGCUUGGAGGUGAUCCAGUCCAUGAGGCUCUUGGACUUCGAGACAAGAACACAAGUCACACGGGAAGCCAUAAGUCGCCUGUGUGACUGUGCCCCGGGAGCUACGACAGCAUCCAAGCACAGGAGGCCUCCAAAUAAAGAACUUUCCGCCAUUUUGGGCAAGAGCAACCUGCAGUUUUCCGGAACUAACAUCAGACUAAGCAUCUCCACAGAGAGUAUGAGUCUAACCACUCUGGACUCACAGCAGACUAUUGCCCAUCACCACAUGCAGUCCAUCUCGUUUGCUUCUGGAGGGGAUCCUGAAAUAACAAAUUACGUUGCUUACGUCGCCAAAGACCCAGUAAAUCAGCGGGCAUGCCACAUCCUGGACUGCCCAGAGGGAGUCGCUCAGGAGGUCAUAAGUGCCAUCGGACGGGCAUUCGAGCUGCGCUUCCGGCAGUUUUUGAAUAAUCCCUCCUGCCUUAUUGCAGCCCCUCAAAGGACGCUAGACGCUGACGGCAACAGCUGGCUUCAAGAGGGCAACGAGAUGCACGAGUAUUACAACGAGAUUCCCGGCAAGCAGCCGCCUCCCGGUGGCCUCUUAGACAUGCGGGUAAAAGCAGAAUUACUGCAGGCGUCCCUCGGUGGAGGUCAGGGGGAGGAAGAGAUGCUCCGAUGGAUUGGCUGCCCGCAGCACCCCGGCACAUACGAGAACUGCGCUCUGACCGAAAGACAUGCACCUCCCUCUGCAGAGAGCACUGAGCAAACGUACAGCUCACUGGAAGAGGAUACCGGCCCGCCAGGUGUCCUGCAGGAGAUCCAGGAGCACCUUCACCAGGAGGCCUGGUAUCACGGACGGAUGAGCAGGCGUGAUGCGGAGAGACUGCUGACGGACAGCGGGGAUUUCCUGGUCCGUGAGAGCAGCUCCUCUCCUGGGCGGUAUGUGCUGAGUGGCCUGCAGGGGGCGACGGCUAAGCACCUGCUGCUGGUGGACCCUGAAGGAAUGGUGCGAACAAAGGAUCACAUUUUUAGGAGUGUGGGGCACCUGAUUCGCUAUCAUAUGGACAACCAAAGACCAAUAGUAUCGUGCGGCGGCGAGCUGUGUCUGAAACAGCCUGUACUUCAAAAGCAGCAGUGAUCAGACGGCGGUCGGUGGCGCUCACAGCUCGGAGUGUUCUGGAAUUUUCCACGCAGAGAACGACCUGCUCCAAUAUGUCGCGAUACCUGCAUGAUCAUCACACUAGAGCUUUGGGUCAUGGCUUACUAACCGUCAGUAUAUUGGGACGAACCAAUAUACACGAUUUGUCACCUGCAUUUUGUACCAGCAUAUCAAAGCACAACUUUUAGGCUGCGAAGCAAAUGAGUGACUAUUGUCUCUGUGUGUGUGAACUGUUUUUUUUAAACUGUGCCUUGAUUAGUUAAAAGAGGUUUUUGACCACAUUUUGUUAAGAAUUGUAUAGUGCAUUUUGUAGUCUCUGAUGGUUCAAGUCACUUUAUUUGCCUGAUUUAUAUAGUUCUAUAUAAGAGAAUGAUAAGCCUUGAUUCGCAUUGUGUAUUAAUGAAGGAACUUAAAAAAGUAUGUUUUUUAAAUAUUCACUAUAGAUAUAUUGAUGAUAAAUACGCAUAAAAAUUACAGGCAGCUUGUAUUUUAUUCGUUUCUUGUCCGCAGUUUAAGAGGAAAGCGAGAACACUAGUUUCCGAUAUAUGCAAGACAUCUAGGGUUUACUUCCUGACAUAAAAUUAACGGAGUAUCCUUCGCCAUGCAUUAGCGUUGUCCGAAUCGAUCCACUCUCACUUUUAAAGCGAAAUGCUUUCAGACAGGGCAUGCAUGCAAAGCAAUGUCAGAUGCAUCUUUUAAUACAAUGAACUGCACAUAUCUUGUGGUGGGGUCUUUUCUGUCCUGUCCUGAAAUAUGUGGUAAUUAAAUAAGUUCAUCGACCAGCUACGUUCAAGUGUCGGUUUUUGAGAAAUAAAACGCACAUGUUGCACGUACAUUUUUGAAAUAAUGACAUGACUAUGUGUUACC